GUUGUAUAAUGGUUCUAGGCUUUAAAAUUGAUUAAAUCACCAAUGAUCUAUUUAAGAUCUGGUGUAUUUCUCAAAACAUUCCGGUUUGUAGGAUUAUAUUUAAUUAUAAGUGUCUCACUGUAAUCAUGCCUUACCUGUGAAUAGAUGUCUCUGUCAACAUAUGUUUAAUUUCUCAGGUUACUUCAACUAUGAAGGAGAGAAAAAAGACAAAUGUGUUUUUGUUUUGUGAGAAGAAGCGGCAUAAAAAUCUUACACUCUUCUCGUCUAUUUGUUUUUGUAUGCAUGUAGAGACCAAAGAAGGUACCUAGGGUUGUGCAUUAAUUUUGAUAUAACAUUUAGCACAGUAGUAUGCAUAUUGCUAAUGUAUCCUUUGCGCCCUCUAGCGGUGGCAGUGGAAAUUGUUGGCAGGGAACAACAACAAACAUGGCGGAUUGGAUUUGAUACAGUAUAAACCGGAGACACUCAGAUCAGCACCGGAGCAGACCAGCCCAAGAGACAAUGCGCUCAUAGAGGAAUGAUCAUCAGGCCUAAACUCCACCGCCUUCCUGCAGACAUGUGACACGAAGCGUGCCACAUGUGCAGUGAGCAUGUGACUCAGUAAUCUGCAGUCUGGGGGCAGUUUCCCAUGAUGCUUUGCUGCAGAGAGCUUCACGCAUCAAUGCACAGCACAGCAUUGUACACUGUAGGCUUGUAGAUUUCUAGUUAUCGGAUAUGAUGAGUCUCGUUUGUGAGCACUGUGACCCAGGUUAUUACUUGUUGUACUGUUUGUGGAUAGAUAAAGCAUGUUAUUAAGAGGGUGAUACUUAUGAUUAGAGUGAAUAUAAAAUUAUGGCAUACUUAUAGUUAUACAGUGACUCUAUUUGCACUUUACAUAGGUCUAUGUCAAGCUUGAAUAUUUUGUCCAACUGUUUGGGUGGGAUGAAAAUACAUUAAAUGAUCUUUUUUUCCGUGGUGUUUCAGGACGCAAAGUCGAUUCAUUACAUAUAUACAAAUAUGAAUGAAUACGGUUCAUUCUAGAGAACAAAAAAUUUUAAUAGAGGACAAGAAAUGUACUAAAUACGUUCAAAACACGUUCUUAUGACUAACAGUAUGCAUGAAUAGGGAUUUUGACACUAUUACCAGUAGAGACCCAUAGGGACUACUAUAGUUUCCAUUAAAACCAAUGCAAUUCCCAUUAUAACAAUUAAAACUAUUACAAACUGUAUGAGGAUUCUUUUUGUUUGUUUGUUUUUGUUUGUUUGUUUGUUUCAACAGGGUCAAUUAAGAUGCCUUAAGCUUAGUGAUAUGUUUUAUUGUAGGACUUUUGAUUUCACAUUUUGCAUUGUUUUCCAAAGUAAAAUACUGAUCUCUUUGGAGUCGUCUCAUAAUUCCCAACUCCAGAGUUUUGAGAAUCAUCUCUUCUGGAUUGACUCUUAACCAUUACUCAAAUUACUUUACUCUCCUACACGUGAUUGCUUGUAUUAAAAAAACAAAAAAACAAAAAACAAUGCUAGGCCUUCUUGAGGACAACAUUUCUUGUUACAGAUGAUUCUCAACUCAAUAUUAAGUCCAACAGUGUGCAAAUGAGUAGGCAAGUUUUUUUUUUCCUUUGCAUUGGUGAUGUCGACAUGGCACGUCAAUAAGACUUGAUGAAUGAUAAGGCGCUGUAUGUUUGCUGACUAUUUAAAAAUAUAUAUAUAAAUAUAUAUUGAUAAAGACUCGUUGCCUCACACACUCAGCACCUGACUGGCUGUUUUAAGUUGUGUAACCUAUUUGUACAGUAUUUUAACAGAUGAAGCGGGGUAGAAGUCCCUCAGUAAAGGAGAAGUGUGCCUCUAAUCUGGGUGUAAAGUGUCUGUUUGGUCAUAUGAACAUGAGGGAAGAAACCCGGGGCGCCAUGACUCGGAAAAAUCCCUACAAGACCGGAGGAAUGGCGCUGCAUACACAGCUCUUCGAUAAUCGUCGCUAAACUAUAAAGGUUUCACAUUAAUUUCCUCACCAUGGCAGCCAAGUCAUCUCUACUAAAGGUGAUCCUGCUUGGGGACGGUGGCGUGGGCAAAUCGUCCCUCAUGAACCGCUACGUGUCGGACAAGUUUGACGCGCACCUCUUCCACACCAUCGGCGUCGAAUUCCUCAACAAAGAGCUGGAGGUGGACGGGCGGCGCGUGACCCUGCAGAUUUGGGACACUGCCGGUCAGGAGCGCUUCCGCAGCCUGCGCACACCAUUCUACCGCGGCUCCGACUGCUGCCUCCUCACAUUCGGCGUGGACGACACACAAAGCUUCCUCAACCUCGGGCACUGGAGGAAGGAGUUUGCCUACUACGCUGACGUGAAGGAGCCUGAGAGCUUCCCUUUCAUCAUUCUCGGCAAUAAAGUGGAUGUGUUGGAGCGGCAGGUCACCACCGAAGAGGCGCAGAGGUGGUGUUACGAUAACGGCGGCCACUCGUAUUUCGAAACUAGUGCCAAGGACGCAACAAACGUCGCCGAGGCUUUUGAAGAGGCUGCAAGGCGUGUGUUGGCACUGGAGGAUCGUCAAGCACACGUCAUGCCCUCAGAUGUUGUGGAUUUGCGCAGGAAGCCACGCUCUGGCAGUCGCUGUUGUUUGUAACAACUAGAUGUUCUGGCAAAGUCAGUCCACUGAUCAUUUAAAUCUGCCUAAUAGACUUUUAAGGACUUACUGGAGCUGUGCUCUAUUAGUCUUUCAAGGUGUUUAGUCAUUCAGGGCAUAUUGAGCGUCUAGUAGUAGUAAGUCAAAGCGGUUUGGACUUUAGUUAUAAUCGUUAAAAAUAUUGGACCACUUGUUGGUUCUGGUCUGUGAAAUCAUCUGAGAAUCAUUGUCUUAAAUUCUGUUGAAGGCUCUUGCGUGAGUGUUGAAACACGUUCAGCGUUAUUACACAAACGGCUUUGAUUAACUGCUAUUACGUUCAAAAUGACCCAGAUUGCCGAAAACCUUCACAGAUUAUUGGAGCCUCUGGCUGGCAGGUGGUGCUAGUGUGCAGGAAUAUCUGUAGCGCCAAGCCAAUAAGUCCUGCAGUUUUUGCAUUAGAGGCCUUUUUCAGGCCAGUGAAAUGUUGUGCACUCACGGGGAAUAGAGUUUAAUGUACACCAUACCAGUCAAAGUUUUGAGUACACUGAAUUGAAACAAAGUUUUGAAACUAUUAAAUGUGUCCUUAACCACUUACUAUCUCACUAUGUGAUGUGUUUUGAUUUAAUCCCUUAUUUAGACAUGAGUUGCAUUUGCGAAUUUUAAAUGACUGCGCAAAUGUCGUAAGUAAAUGCAUUGAGAUGGAUGUUUAUGUUUAAGUACAUGUUGAUUAAUAGUCUGGGGGGGGGCAUUGGCCAAGUGCAUGGCCGUUUUCGAUUGAUCUAUGAGUUUGAUCCAUGUUUUCAGAUUUGAGAAAUAUGAUAUAAACCUCAUCAUGAGGGUGGGUUUCCAGGAAGUGUACUAAAAACAUUUUGACUGAACAUAUCAUUUGAGCACCAUAUUUAUUUUUUAUUUUUUUCUCCACAGUGCCUUUUCUCAUGAUGGAUAAAUAUUCAGUUGGGCAGCUUUAAAAGAAACUUGAAAGAACACUAGUGGAAAAUGAAACACUCCUGUGCACUGAUUUUAGCAUCAUCCACUUAAUGUGGCUGCAUUACACAAAUAAACAGUCUGACGACUCUAACACAUGACAACACAUAAUAAUAACUGCCCAACUGCGAUGACGUGUCAGAUCUACACUUAAGAACUUAUAAUGUGUAUGUGCAGGACUUGGUUUUUCAUUCAGUAGGAUCAGGAUGUAACGCUUACUUUGUGUCACAUGACCCCAUGAAAAAACCCUGCUUUAGCACCUUUCGUUUGCCCCCCCCCCCCCCAACACAAAACACUCAGUCCUUUAUGCAUAUAUCUGUGCUGUUUUUUUAUAAAAGGGCAAUGAUUUCAUUUUAACUACACAUUAGGAAGGCCUUACCUAUUUACAUCUAGAUUGUAUCAUACUUUUUACUAUUAUGAUUUUACUAAGUAAGUAUGUUGGUCCUAAUGAAACAGCAAUCACUUUUAAUUUAACAGGUGAAUGUUGCCAUUUUCGAACUUAAUUUAUUGCAAAUUGGUAUGAUUUGUUUUUCCUCUUAGCUGCACAACUAAGAAUAUUUUGGGUUGUUUUUUUUUCUGAAUUAAUAUCUGUUGUGGAAUCUAUUUCUAGUUUCUGUCAGUAUGUUGCACAUAAAUAAGAGGCUGGAAAAUGUAUGCUUCCAAAAACAAGCUAUUCGUAAAUGUACACACUCAUCUCCAAGUCAUUUGUACCGUCAUGAACUUAACCUGCAAAAUCUCACUUAAAGUAUCGAAGCCAAAAUUGAAGCUCUAAAUGAGAUGUAUGUUUAUGUUUAAGGUGGUCCUUUAAUUGUUGUGUGAAUCUAAUUAAAAUCUAGGUCAACUCUUUUUGUUGUGAA
Ictalurus furcatus (blue catfish) is the source of this 4408-nucleotide messenger RNA. RefSeq names its product RAB9A, member RAS oncogene family (gene rab9a). Gene Ontology annotation, biological process: retrograde transport, endosome to Golgi. The record is from RefSeq and is a predicted model, not a curated record. Gene Ontology annotation, cellular component: lysosome; phagocytic vesicle; late endosome. Gene Ontology annotation, molecular function: GTPase activity; GTP binding. NCBI's taxonomy places the organism in Eukaryota, Metazoa, Chordata, Actinopteri, Siluriformes, Ictaluridae. The coding region runs from base 1980 to 2588 and encodes 202 amino acids. The transcript is spliced from 3 exons.